GUGAGACUAAAGCGACAGGAUCAACAGCAGCAGCUCCGGAGUCGGCCACUCUAACGCUUAAGAUGGGGGGCUUUUUUUCCAGCAUCUUUUCCAGCUUGUUUGGAACACGAGAAAUGAGAAUUUUGAUUCUUGGUCUGGACGGAGCAGGAAAGACAACAAUCCUUUACCGGUUACAAGUAGGAGAAGUCGUUACUACUAUACCAACUAUUGGUUUUAAUGUUGAAACCGUAACUUACAAGAAUCUCAAAUUCCAAGUUUGGGACUUAGGAGGACAAACAAGUAUCAGGCCUUAUUGGAGAUGCUACUAUUCCAAUACCGAUGCUGUGAUCUAUGUAGUAGACAGCUGUGACAGAGACAGGAUCGGAAUUUCCAAAUCGGAGCUAGUGGCCAUGUUAGAGGAGGAAGAGUUGAAGAAAGCAAUUUUAGUAGUGUUUGCAAACAAACAAGACAUGGAACAAGCCAUGACCCCUACAGAAAUUGCAAAUUCACUUGGCUUGCCAGUUUUGAAGGAUCGCAAGUGGCAGAUUUUCAAAACAUCUGCUACCAAAGGCACUGGACUUGAUGAAGCUAUGGAAUGGUUGGUGGAAUCCCUGAAGAGUAGGCAGUAGUUCACACUGUGACCUUGCUCUCCAUCACUCCAGAAGAAGACUGUCGCUGGAUGUACAUAGAAUAUAAAUAAACACCAAAAAGAAACUGCUCAUUGGUGAAAAUAGUUAUUGGAAAAGGAUAUUGACUCUAAAUGCACAUGUCUGUAACAGCAAUGUACCAUACCCAGUUGUUUGUGCUUGCUCUGUGUAGGGUAGUUUAACUUUAUUUAUAUGACAUUUUUUGUAAUGAAUAUAAAAAUUCGGAGAAUGCGCAGUUAGGUGUUAGAUCAUCGAACUUUCCCUUUUAGCUGAAAGUGUUUAUUUUUAAUUGUAACUAAUAAAGACCUUUUCAGCUAAGUGGGUUUUUUUUAUAUAUAUUUUUUUGUGGGACAGAGGACCUAUGAUUGAUUGAUUCAGCUCCAUGCGAGCAGCCGUAUAGAAAGCAUAAAUACGUUUCGGUAAAGGAAUUAAUAUAAACCCUCUUUCAUGAAAAAAACUCAUUAAGCAUUUGUGACUGCUUCUAUAGAAUUUUCUCUCAUCUUAUGGGUGUGUGCACAAUAGUGAGAAGGAGCUCAGGGGCCCAAGUGCAGUAUUGGGGCACAUUUCUAAUUUUUGUGUCUGUGUGGUGUCACCCAGCUGUAUAGAAGCUAGUUAUACAAAUGCCUGUUUCUGCAAAUAAAUCUUGAUAGUAUGUGACCAAAAGAAAAGAUUUCUGGGUCUUUAACCACUGCAAACUUUUCUUUAAAAUUGCUGUGAGAAGCCUGAAAAUAUCUGUAAUAAAAUAUAAAAAAACAUUA
This is a messenger RNA of Xenopus laevis (African clawed frog), 1384 nucleotides long. It is a transcript of the gene arl1.L, whose product is annotated as ADP ribosylation factor like GTPase 1 L homeolog. Gene Ontology annotation, cellular component: cytoplasm. The record is from RefSeq and is marked provisional. Gene Ontology annotation, molecular function: GTP binding; GTPase activity. Lineage: Eukaryota; Metazoa; Chordata; Amphibia; Anura; Pipidae.